UUACCCGGAUUUCCUAAACAAGCGUAUAAAAUGGUCCACCUCCACAAGAAAUCCAUCCCUAGUUGUCGUCGCUACCUACUCGAUUUCUUAACUGCACAUACUUGACCUCGUCAUUGCUUCUGUCGAAACUGCAACCCAGCAACUUGAAAGUACCAAAUCAUCAACCAUGAGCGAAUAUAAUCAAGCCACCCUAACACUAUUAGACUGCCCUGUCGAAAUCUUGUUAAAGAUUUUCGGCCAUCUAGAUGUGUACGAACUCGUACGGGCUCGUCAAAUAUGCAAUUAUAUUCAACAAGCGAUUGAUUCUUCCUUGGAGUUUCUGUAUUCAAUCGACCUCGAAUAUUUCCACGCAAUUCCGGUCACUGUGCCUGGUUCGGCCGAUACUGACGUCCAAGGACUCCGUCAGUCGCUUCGACAAAGAGAAUCUGCAUGGCAGAAUGCUCAGUACUCAUUGAACGCCCUGGACCCUGUUCCGUGCCCUCUGGUUAUGUACCGAUGGUCGUCCGGCGUUCUGGGAUUCCCAGUCGCAUUUCUGGGACGCCAAGUCGGACAAACCGAGCGAAUACUAUUUCUCCAACCCCAACCGGCAGACGUCCACUCCAGUGCCCCAACCUUGCAUCAGUGGAGCUGCCAAGUCGACCACCCAUUCCCCCAUUUCAAUUUUUCGCCUGCGCAGGAUCUCAUGGUUUACCUUGCCGAAGCACCCUGGGGGGCGAAUCACGCGUUUGAUGUCUGUUUCAGAUCCCUUUCAGAGGAUAACGUCCAUCCGGAAGCUGUAUCACCUGUCCUCAAAGCAAUCGACAAGGACAUUGAUUUGGAGUUGUUCAACCUCUUCGUUCAAAAAUCCUCGAUCUUUGGGGAUUAUUAUGGUGUUUUAUUCAGAAAUGUCAUCAGAACGAAUGGAGCGGCCGACUUUUUGCAGAUCUGGAAUUGGAAGUCAAAGGACGCCUUUCAGUGCAUUGAAGCUUUUGAUCUGGCUUGCGACACGAUGGACUUCAGCUUCCUGACGAACGAAAAAAUUCUCGUCGCCAACGCCAGGGAACUAUCAUUGUAUUCCCUCGUUCAGUCCUCCAAUUCCCUCAAGAUCACUGCCAAAUUUUCCCUCCCUCCCUUGCGGAGUCCCUUUGAAUACAAAUAUUUCAACUUCACCCCCAUUCCUUUCCACGCCCACGCACACAACCAAAUGAUCUCUUUCAGCAUGAAUAUUUCAGGGGGGGCCCUCGCCACCGAUCCUUGUUUCACACUCUUCGUUGAGCGCAAUGCCCUCUUGGAACUCGAGUCCACCUAUACAAGUCGGUAUGGAAAAGCCACUGAAGACUCCCCUAGUCUGCCUUGGUCCAGCUGGGGCCCAAAUCACACCCGGUCCUUCGUGGAGCGCUCGCGCGAUCCUUGCAAACACUCCGUCUCUGGCUUCCGGUCUGUAUCUUUGGCCGGGGACCGGAUGUCGGAGCGUGAGAAGCGACCGCUAUGCAUUCGAGACUUCAAUCCUCACCGAGUGGCGGAUUUCAAGGCUGGGAACGGCUCUAGACUAAAUCAGCGACUUAUCGAAGGCGAGCCAACAAGCUCGAAUAUGUUUUUGGAGCCUCUUGGAUCUGGUCUUCCGUAUCUCGAGACGACCACCGAGGAGAAAUUUGUUGCGACGGAUAUGAACGUGGAGGCAAACAGGGUCACGUUGCUGAUGUUCGAAACGGGACGCACUUUUACGAUGUCGCAAUCGGGUCAGGGGGGCCCCGUCAAGUAUGAAAAUCUACAGCGCUUUGAAGUACUUGAUUUCCAGUAGAUGUUUAUCUCGAGCUUCUUGUCAUUUGAGCAUCUCAAUUCAUAUUGCGUUUACUGAUCCACAAACACGCUGGAAUCAAUCGAUUCUGCUAUCUACAGUUUUAUAGGUCACAUAUCAGUACUUGAAAGCUAUGCGACAUUGCGAC
Molecule: messenger RNA, 1925 nt
Organism: Suillus clintonianus
Lineage: Eukaryota; Fungi; Basidiomycota; Agaricomycetes; Boletales; Suillaceae
Exons: 6
Coding region: 167-1780 (537 amino acids)
Molecular function (GO): protein binding
Source: RefSeq, a predicted model, not a curated record